Molecule: messenger RNA, 2915 nt
Organism: Parasteatoda tepidariorum (common house spider)
Lineage: Eukaryota; Metazoa; Arthropoda; Arachnida; Araneae; Theridiidae
Gene: Lasp
Product: LIM and SH3 domain protein Lasp
Cellular component (GO): focal adhesion
Molecular function (GO): actin filament binding
Source: RefSeq, a predicted model, not a curated record
GCGGCGUCCUAAAAAUUUGCAGACAGCUACUCCGUUCUGUUUCUCCCCUACCCACAUCCCUUUCCUCCACCUUUCGCUUCAACAGGAUCGGAUUAUUGGCUUGUUUUUAUUCAUGUGUUGUGGAUGCUGGUGAAAAUAUUUGUGCUGUUUUGUGUUCAUUAUUAAAUUUUAUGGUGAACGAUGAGUUCUAAAAGAUGUUCGCGUUGUGAAAAAACUGUUUAUCCACUAGAAGAAUUAAAGUGUUUAGAUAAGUUAUGGCACAAGCAAUGUUUUAAAUGCCAAGAAUGUGGUAUGACACUGAAUAUGAAAACUUAUAAAGGCUAUAAUAAGCAGCCAUAUUGUAAUGCCCAUUGUCCUCAAGCCAAACACACUGCAGUUGCAGAUACUCCAGAAAUUAGAAGGCUAGCCGAAAACACAAAACUGCAAAGUAAUGUAAAGUACCAUGAAGAUUUCGAGAAGGCAAAAGGAAAAUUCACACAAGUUGCAGAUGAUCCAGAAACACUGAGGAUUCGAAAUACUUCAAAAAUUAUAAGCAAUGUCUCUUACCACGGAGAAUUGGAAAGGAAGAAACAGAUGGAGCAGAAGCGUCAUUUGGUACCAGAGACUAAAAAUGGGGUUGCUGUUCCAUUGAAUGGUGGUGGAGACAUUAGUAGAAGUCCAGAGUACAAUGAUUAUACUCCACCUAAUAAUGCAGCAGCAUCCCAGCCCCAUCACCCUCCUCCUCAGUCCCCUCCUGGCCGGAUCUCUGAUUAUGUACCUAAAAUUGCCCCAGAACAAAAAGACUCGCCAUAUUCUGCCAAACUUACAUCCACUGUCAUCUACACUUCUCAAGAAGGUCCAGUACAUCAACCACCGUCUCGAAAAAUUGGAUCAAUUGCCGAUUAUGAUCCUUUGAAUGAUAAUUAUGGCUCUUUGGCUACGGGCUAUCGACAGGUUCACCCACAAGAUAUAUCAAACAUGAAUAUGUACAGAGCACAAGAGGCAGUUCCUAGUGUUCCCAAGGCUGCUGGCCAUACUUUCAAAGCAAUGUAUGAUUAUGUUGCCCAAGAUUCAGAUGAGGUGAGCUUCCUGGAUGGUGAUAUGAUCAUCAACUGCAAUGCCAUUGAUGAUGGUUGGAUGACAGGGACUGUGCAGAGAACUGGACAGUCUGGAAUGCUGCCUGCCAACUAUGUAGAGCAAAUCAAUUGAUAACAAGAAUCAUCGCGCUUUAUUAAAUAAAUUUUGUGACAAAUUUAAAAUACAAAUGCUUUAGAACUGGAGACAUUUGGCUCAUACAUGCUCAAGACUGUCUUGUUCCAAACUCAAAGGAAGAAAAAAAAAUAAUAAAUUAUAUACCAUUUAUUGUAGAGUUAAAAAAAAAAUCAACCAAUCAAAGCAAGUUUGUAGCUGUCAGGUAGAUAUUUACUCCAGAAUCUCAGAUUUUGUAUUAAACAUGUAUUGUGUAUUGAAACCAUUCUUAGGCGUUGUGUCCUUGAUUUCUUCUUGAAGCGGUGCAAGUGAAAAUUUCUUCCCUCUCUUUAUUCCUUAAAACGUGUGAUUAAUAGAUUAGUUUAAAUCUAAUUAAAGGUGCUUAACCUAAUUAUGUAUGAGGUAAAAUGUUUUUAACCUUAGUUUCAUUAUUCAUCAGCAAAUAAUAAACAAAUGACUAAUCAAGUAACUGUAACUUUUAAAGUCUAAAAGUUAGUAUUGACUAGUAAAUCUUUUAUUCUAAAUUGUGUUUGUUGUUAUUAAAAAUGUUGAACUUUUUAUUUUGGAAAUACAUGCAAUAAAUUCAUAACUGAAUCAUGUUGUUAAAUCCUAUUAUUUUUUUCUUUUAUUGAUACAAAUAGAAUAUUUUUACCACAUUUAAAAAAAUAUUAUCUGUUCAAUAUGAUGAAUUAUGAAAUUUACAGGUAAAAAUUACAAUUUACUGUUUGUUAGACUUAGAAGCUGGCAUUUCGAUUUGUUACAUCUUGCAAUAUGUUUGUAUAACUAUACUUAAUCAUUUUUUAAUCACCUUCAACUGACAUUGUUGUCUUAAAUUAAGUUUUAUUAUAUUUGUUGCUUUGUUUUCUUUUUAACUAUCAUUUGUGAAUGGAUUUUAUAAAGCCAUAAUAAUUUUCUGAGCUUUUAUUUCAGGUAAAAAUUGCAAAAACGUGUGUUGUAAUAUUUCUCAUGCAAUUUUUAUGGAGCCAUGUUUUGUAAUGGUUUCUAAGCUGCCAUGUUUGUUUGUUUAAGGCAGAUUGACUAUGAUUCCUUUUUUAUAUAUGUAUAAAUAUAUAUAAAUAUCUUUAUAUAGUUGUUACGAUGAAUUCUUUUGUAAUUCUUUAAUUGCAUCUGUAGUGUGAUUUUAACAAAGAGAGAUUUGUCAGACAAUGUGGCACCAAUGAUUAUACAUUUUCUCCCUUUUAUAUUAAUGUUUACCUUUUUGUUUCCUUUUUUUUUUCAAUUAAAUGUGAUUGCUCUUGCAUUUACUUAUGCUUUUGAUACAAAUAAAGCUGUACUCCUUUUUUUUCUAAAAAAUUGAAAUUUAAAACAUUUUUGUGAGUGCCCACAAAUUUUUUUUCUAAUAUAUAUAUAUAGUGUAAUACUUGUACUGCAGAUUCAUUCAACUUUGAAAUAAAUAAUGUUUUUUUUUUUCAUUCAAUUGCUGUUUAAUUAAUGUAUUUUUUCAAACACCAGAUGAAAAUAUAUCAAUUUAUUUUUCUUUAAAAAUUAAAGUUUAAAUCAAAUUUUUUUUUUAAUUGCUUUUCAAUAUUGAAACAUUUCAUUAAUAUAACAAUCUGAAAACAACUUUUAUUAAUAUAAAAAUUACUUAACUUUCAGAAAAAUACUCAUUUAAAAUAUAUAUCAAGUUGUUUAAUGUAUGUUGUUUCAUAUUGUCAAUACAGAUUGUAUGCAUGCACUUAAAAGAAAUAAAAACUGCAUGAAACAUA